UUAAAAAAUUAAAAAAGUAAACAGGGAACACAGGCUUCUCAACAGUACCUUUGGAAAACUUCUGGCACAGAAACGGCCAAGUAGAGAAAGCUCCAGAAGAGAAGAACAUCUCUUUCUGUCCUGCGGUUCUCUCUCACCUCUUCAGUCUGCACUCAACUGUUUUUGUUUUUUGUUCUUUCUGGUUCUGUAAAUGGUCCGGGUUGCAGGCGGGUCUAUUCUCCAGGAGUCUCAAAUUUCCUCAUUCCAUACUUAUCCCUCUUCAGUCCCUCAGUUUUGUUCUUCGAUAUAACAAAACCACAAACAAACCUACUGCUCUUUAUCAGCUGGGAAGCUUAUCUGUGGGACACAUGCCUUGAGUAUGAAGAUAGUCAUCAAGGUCAUGAGACAACCCAUCCUCACUGACCAUCUGGAGCACACGGCGAGAGGAAGCCCACCAAGGCUCAUCGUAACAGCAUUCUUCACGGGUGGCUCGCUCAGCUCAUGAAAAAAUGGACACAGAAAGUAGUAGCAGGGCAGGUCUUGCUUUCCCAAUGUCACAAAGCCCCUCCAGCGUGCCCCAGAUCGAACUUUCGGAAGUAUCUCUCCAUGAUAACGCCUUACGGGAGGAGGCUGCCUCAGCUCCACCAAGCCGUACCUGGCUGAGGUUUUUGAGGAGGGAGCUGGAAUUCCUGGGGGUAACACAAAUUCUGAUUGCUUUGAUAUGUCUUUGUUUUGGAAUAAUCGUCUGCUCUGCGAUCAAUGCUUCCGAAUUUAAGGAAGAUUUUUUUUCAUCAUUUAAAGCAGGCUACCCAUUCUGGGGUGCAAUGUUUUUUGCUAUUUCCGGAUUUUUUCCAAUUCUGUCUGAAAAGAAAUAUGCCAUAUAUCUGGUGUGGGGAAGCCUGGGAGCAAACACCGUCAGCAGCAUUGUUGCAGGAAUAGGAAUCUUCAUCCUGACCAUCAACUUGAAGAGUUGCUGGCCUCAUAUCUACAACUGCCCGGAAGCUCGUGGAAUUGACUUCUGCUUUGUGGCUUGGUUUUCCACCGAGAUCGUGGCAAUGAUCCUGUUUCUCACCGUCCUGGGGUUUUGUAGUGCUGUGUCACUCAUGAUCUAUGGUCUUGGAGAAGUAUUCCAGGAAAAGAAGAUUCCAGAAGAUCGUCUUUAUGAAGAAUUAAACAUAUAUUCGCCAAUUUACAGUGAGUUGGAAGACAAAGGGGAGACAUCUCCAGCUGAUUCAUAAGAAUUAUGUGUUCAGAACAUUCUGACUCACAGCAAAAGGUCUAGAAAAAAACCAAGAUCUUUGUUUAAGGGGCUACCGACAAAAUUUCAAUUCUCUCUAUGGUCUGCCAGUUUUACAUUAAGAUUUGUUCUCAAGAUGGUAAUACUCUAUCUGUUGUUUCUGCUCACCUAGAUUCCCCCUGCCUCACCCAUUUUUAGAUAUGAUUGACUCCCAUUUUUCUUGUUUUCUGCCUCACCCAUUUUUAGAUAUGAUUGACUCCUAUUUUUUUUGUUUUCUAUUGCUGUCUCUACCUACUUUUGUGGGAAGUCAACAAAUAAUCAGUUAGCAUUUACUCUGAAACAAGAGGAAGUCUGAUUGAGACAUGAGUUAAACUUUGACAGUUCGGUCAUGUUUGGUUCUUAGCCCUUUUCAGAGUUUGUAAGGGCUACAGAUGUGCAUGAUAUAUGUCCCCCUACUGGACUGUAAACACCUAAAGGACAAAGCCCAUUCAGCAAAUGUAUACUGAGGACCAAAUAAGUGUUCUAAGUUUUCCACACUUGUCUCUUUCACUUCAUGUUUCCCAGUUUCCUAUAUCAUGGGAGCUCAAAGUGUAUUUAUGGAGUGGAUGGGGGAACAUUCUGAGAAGAUAUACCACUGGGUCAGGUGCCAGGUUGAGUUGCGAAGAAGAAAGAAAUUCCUUUAAGGUGAAUUUGGAGGUGAGAAGGAGGCCAAUUGGCAGAUAAUUAGCAAUAGGAGUAUUGUCAGAUGGAAAUUUGAAAAGAAUUCUAUUCUAUUAAUCAUUUUGGUGGAUGCUUAUCACAUCAGCUUAGCAAUGGAUGCUUUCUGCUUAUGUUUGAUCUUAUGUGGAGAGUCCAACAUGGAAUGUUAGAAGGAUCACAGAUCUUAGAAAGCGCAUUGGAAUCCCAGGCCUAUUGCUUAUUAGUUGAGUGGGUUGUGGGAAGUUAUUUAAUUUUUUUUUUUUUUUACUUAACCUGGUUUUUCUCAUAUGUAAAAUUAAGACAUUAGGAAUAACUUACCUGCCAGGAUUAAAGGUCUAUUGUGGGAACACACACACACACACACACACACACUUAAAACUAACUCAAAUGGCCCCACUCUCUAAUUCCACUUCAAUUUUCUCUCUUAAAUACACUGUUUGACCAUCUCACAUCAGCACCCCAACUUGAAAUGUUCUGUCAUCUCUUCUGUGCUUGCUUGAAUUUCUUCUUUCUUCAAUCCCUACUUUAAGUCCCUCCUCAUUCUUUAAGGUUUUCCAGUCAAAAUUGUUCUUUUCUCUAAAUGAUAAUUUUUUUUCAAACCAAAUACACACACACACCUUACACUAUAUAUAACUUCCACAUGCAAAUAUUUUUUUUUAAUUUUUUUUUCCAACGUUUAUUUAUUUUGGGG
Molecule: messenger RNA, 2606 nt
Organism: Prionailurus viverrinus (fishing cat)
Lineage: Eukaryota; Metazoa; Chordata; Mammalia; Carnivora; Felidae
Product: high affinity immunoglobulin epsilon receptor subunit beta-like
Exons: 7
Coding region: 489-1217 (242 amino acids)
Biological process (GO): cell surface receptor signaling pathway
Cellular component (GO): Fc-epsilon receptor I complex; external side of plasma membrane; plasma membrane
Source: RefSeq, a predicted model, not a curated record